AUGAAGUAUUCCAUCGUCCUCCCGCUUCUCGCUACCACUGUCCUUGCGGCUCCUGUGAUCGAAGAACGUCAAGAAGCAGCUUGCCCUGCAAUUCCCUCCACUUUCCCAUCAGCCACCAACGCAAAGUUGCCCAAUCCUUUCAAAUUCUUCGAUGGCACAGCCGUAACCACAAAGGCACAAUUCGACUGCAGGAACAAGGAAGUCAGCGCCGCUAUCCAGGCCCAGGAGCUUGGUGACUUCCCCAAGAAGCCGUCCUCCGUUACUGCUACCUUCUCUGGCACCUCGCUCGCGAUCACAUCUACCGAAGGCGGGAAGUCGGUUUCUUUCUCUGUCACUAUCAAGAAGCCCAGUGGUGCCGGACCAUUCCCAGCCAUCAUCGCUUAUGGUGCAGCUAGCAUCCCAGUUCCCGCAACUGUGGCGACCAUCACCUUCAACAACGAUGAUAUUGGCCAACAAUCGGGUGGCUCCAGCCGUGGUAAGGGCAAGUUUUAUGACCUUUACGGCUCCAGCCACAGUGCUGGCGCAACCACUGCCUGGGCAUGGGGUGUGGACCGCAUCAUGGACGCCCUGGAACUUACUGCUUCAAGCACUGGUAUUGAUCCCAAGCGCGUCGGUGUGACCGGCUGCUCCCGUAACGGAAAGGGUGCUUUUAUUGCCGCCGCUCUCGUCGACCGUAUCGCUCUCGGCCUACCCCAGGAGUCUGGCUCUGGUGGUGCCGCCUGCUGGCGUAUCUCCGACUCAGAGAAGGCCAAGGGCAAGAACAUCCAGACCUCUAGCCAGAUCGUUACGGAGAAUGUGUGGUUCUCCACGCGCUUCAACGCCUUCAGCACAAAGGCGAACACGCUGGCCACUGAUCACCAUCAGCUCGCUGGUAUGGUCGCGCCUCGCGGCCUGCUCGUCAUCGAGAACGAGAUCGACUGGCUUGGUCCCGGCUCGACGACUGCUUGCAUGAAGGCUGGUCGUCUCAUAUACAAGGCGUACGGCGUGCCCGCCAACAUGGGCUUCACCGGUUCUGGCAACCACAACCACUGCUCUUUCCCAUCGAACCAGGGAGCUGACCUCACUGCGUUUAUCAACAAAUUCUUGCUCAAUCAAAGCGCGGAGACAAACAUUGAGAAGGGACCAGCGGGGACUGACGCCUCUCAAUACAUUGACUGGACUGCGCCUACGCUCACUUAG
This is a messenger RNA of Parastagonospora nodorum SN15, 1179 nucleotides long. RefSeq lists its product as hypothetical. The transcript has a single exon. Lineage: Eukaryota; Fungi; Ascomycota; Dothideomycetes; Pleosporales; Phaeosphaeriaceae. Bases 1 to 1179 code for a protein of 392 amino acids. The record is from RefSeq and is a predicted model, not a curated record.